Molecule: messenger RNA, 4197 nt
Organism: Styela clava
Lineage: Eukaryota; Metazoa; Chordata; Ascidiacea; Stolidobranchia; Styelidae
Source: RefSeq, a predicted model, not a curated record
GAUACGUGAAAAAAUUGUCAUGCUACGCCCACUAGAAGUAUGUUAGUAAUUUAUUUAAAAUAUGAGUACGAUCCUAGAGUCUGGCAUGGAGGCGUCAACGUCAGAGCGAACUCAGUUCUUUCAUCAGUCGGCUCGGCAUGAAAGUGAGGGCGAUAAAGAGCACUUCUCUGACUCCGAAGUUUAUAUUACACACCAACAUGAGCGCCAUGACAAGCGUUUGAAACAUGGAUCAGAUUUGAACACCAAACCCCACCUAGAGGAUGAAAAUUCUUUUCAAUUUGUAUUUUAUUUAGCGCAUCGUUGCAUUUCAUGGAUGCAAAUUGUGACGAAAGAUCGAUCCUCGCAGACAAUUGUUUCAUUCAUUCUGGGUGUUGUUCUCGGGAUCACUCUAACAGCUUUAUUAUUCCAGCACCGAUUUCUGAUUGGGGGGAUGGAAACGAAGAAAUCUGAAUAUUUUUUCAAUGACGUUUUACAACACACCAUCCCAUAUGAAGUCAGGUUAAAAGAAAUCAAUAAUAUGAUGGGUAAGGAUCCGAUUAUGGAGCCUGAAUUUGGAAAAGGGAGGGGAGAUUACCCUGUCGUAAAAGCUGAUAGCCCAAAACAUGUAGUUGAAGAACCCCCAUUUGAAGAGACCGUCCCUAAAUCGAUAAAUAAAGAAAUAAAUUUUGGUUCCAAAGUGUUCGUUGGGGUUAUUACUGCUGAAAUUUUCCUCGGAUCACGAGCAAUAGCAGUGAAUUCAACAUGGGGGUCCCAAGUCGAUAAACUCUCAUUUUUCACCGAGCUUGGAUCUGCGGAGAAAUAUGGCGUUCCUGUGAUUAACCUAGAGGGCGUUAGCGAUAGGGAGUACCCCCCACAGAAAAAAGCGUUCAAAAUGUUGAAACACAUGUGCGAGAACCAUAUCGACGAUUAUGAUUGGUUUAUUAGAGCUGACGAUGACGUCUAUAUCCGCGUUGAAGAGCUAAAAGAGUUUCUGGGCUUGAUUGACAGCAAUAAACUAAUCUACAUGGGUCAACCGGGGCAUGGGGUCCCAGAAGUGCGGGACCGACUUGGCCUAAACGGACAUAAUUUCUGUAUGGGCGGCCCUACGGUGAUGUUCAAUCGAAAAGCACUCAAAAAACUGUGCCCACAUCUCGAUGAGUGUAUGGCUGAGGUUGUCUCUGGUGAGGAAGACGUUGAAAUAGGUCGUUGCGUGAGUAACCAUCUACAUAUUGAGUGCACUCACGCUUGGGAGACUUUGAAAUUAUUUUAUCAUUCCUACCAAGAAGAAUACACUGAGGAACGUCCGUUUUUAGGGAAUUUAGCCGAGAAUGUUCAUCUCCAGAAAGCAAUUACGCUCCAUCAUGUUAAAGUACCGUACAUUAUGUACAAAAUUCAUCGACAUUUUACAAGCUUACUUCUGAAUUCCUCGACCCAAGAAAUAUCGUAUUUACGGCACCAAUCAAAAGCUUUGAACGAGCACCUUCCAGUUUUUAAACACCGCCAACUAUCGACGGUAAAAAUUCCUCCCCGGCCUUACAAAGCUGAAAAAAUUAACGGUGUAACAUCGUGGAAGUCGUUCAACGUCGAAGCAAUGUUCGGUCUGUCGUAUAUGACUCCCAGUCGAGAUAUUACAAACGAUUGUUUAGCUGAUCUCAAACAAAUCGGGGAAACUGCUAUCGACGUAGCGAUAGAUCACAGCGCUACACACUUAACAUACAGUCAUUUAGCGGGGGGAUAUUACCGUACUGACCCAUUACGAGGCACAGACUAUCUAUUGGAUAUUUCGUUUUCUAGCAAAGAGGAAGGAAAACCUAACGAGGUCAAGCGAGUUCAUAUUUUACGACCGUUAGAAGAUUUGAAAGUGUCAGCGAUUGAAGAAUACGACAACAAACUAGAGACGGUUAAUCUUUAUAUCAUUCUGCCGAUUCGAGAAAGUCCGAGUGCUUCUGGGGAUUUAGAACGCUACAUUCGGAAAUAUUACGAACCCACAAUUUUACAGCGUGCUUUCGGAUCUCAAGAUUCUGUCAAUAUCAUUCCUACGCUGAUUAUUUCAAUGUAUAACAGCAAAUCUAAUGGAAUUUCAGAUGCUCAGGAUUCUAUAACACCUUCUGUACAAGACGUGGUAAACUGGUUUCGUGUAAAAUAUCCCGAAUCAAAAAUGGAUGUAUUUCCGAAAGGGAACACUGGUUCGCAAGCGGAACAAAACACUUACUCGCACAAUAUAGAUUUCGCGUACAUGCAAGCUGUUUUACAUAUUUCGAGAUCUCGAAAAGAAGUUACGAGGUCUAAAGAAGAUAAUGAAAAGGACGUAGUGCUGCUAUCUUCAAUGAAAUUUAGUCUAACGAAAAUGAUGCUGGACACGUGUAUUGAAAGAUCAUCUCUAAUAACCAAAGAAGAAAAAGCCGAUUCCGAACAAAACGGCAAACAUAUCCAACUUUAUCAGCCUGUGCCUUUUGCCCUUCAUCCCGGUAAAAAACUAACCGAUUCAAAUAAUAUACCAGAAAAAGACACAGGUUUUUGGUAUCAAAAAGGCGACGAAAAAAAUGAUUUAAACAUGCCGAUUUGUGGAUCUGUAGCUAACUUUAUAUCUGUAGUCGAUAACGUACAAACUGUAACUUCUUCAUUUAUUAAAAUGUUGUUCAAAAAUAUUUAUGAUUCUAAAUUUAUGCUUCAAGUUAUUCCGGACGAGAACGUUCUAUUAAACGAUGCAAGGUAGUGGUGACGAACAGUAAUUUUUACGACGCUUGCCUUUCCUUCUGCAAACAGCCACAAAUAUCUAGUGACUGAAAUCUUUCCUGUUUACAAUUCGAAAUUCAUCUCUGACGAGAAUGUUGUUAAACGAUGCAAAGUAGGGGUGAUAAUUCAUUUUAUUUUUUUAUUCAAUGAUUACGCCUUUUGUUUCAAACAGGGCUUUAUAUAAGCAACCACUGAUAUCUACCGAUAUGCUGUUUUGUGGAGCAAUCAGAAUCUUUCGGUUUCAGCGUUACCUAUCAAAUUUAUUACAAUCCGGUUGAAGUGGUGGGCACUUGAUUUGAACCUGAGUAAUCGCCAUAGCAGCCAAUAAUAAAUUUAUAUGGUAUUGGAUAUAGUCGAUUUAUUUAUCGAUAUAAUCUAUUUGGACAUCCUUGCUAGUUCUUCUAAAUCAGCGUUUCUCAAACUUUUUUUGCCUCUGAACACCUACGCUUUUUAUCUUGCCUCAUGGAACCCCGACAAGUUAGAGAGUAAAAUGUAUGGGUGGUUUCCAGAACAUUUAGCCUAAGGUAAAAUUAAAAAGGUUGUGGUAAACUUGGUUGAUGGUAUUGAAUUGUUAUUAACGAAAAUUCUAUGCUUUCCGUACUAGCACAAGGCAUGUGCACCUGUUUAAAUAGCUGGGCUGUCCGUCGUCUGUUUGUUGCCAGUUAGAAGACAAAUUUAUGACCCUGAGAUUGCUUUGGGGACCAAUUUCGUCGUACGUUCGAUGCCUGUUCUGCAGAACGCUCCCAAAGAAGCUCUGUUCCACGGAACAAAGUUUGAGAAACGCUGUUCUAAAAUUCAUUAUCUUCUGUCUUAGAAGUGGCUGUUUGUCCAGAGUGAUACAAGUCUAAAAAAACAUUCCUCACUUUUUUUCCAGAAGCACAUAUUAUGUCCUGUAUAAGCACUUUAUUCCAAUCACUGUAUAUCUGUAUUUUUAUUUUUUUCCCCAAAUCAGAAAUAUAGCCUUUUUUCUGACAAACAAUUUGAUAUUUUUGACUGGCUUUAAUAGCUCUUCUUAGUGAUUAUCUGUAACUUUACUCAGAGAUGAGUCUCCUUCACUUCUGAGUGAGUUUCUGUAACUUUGCUCAGAGAUGAGUCUCCUUCACUUCUGAGUGUGCGCCUGUAACUUUGCUCAGAGAUGAGUCUCCGUUACUUUUGAGAGAGUGCCUACAACUUUGCUCAGAGAUGAGUCUUCUUUACUUCUGAGUGAGUGCCUGUAACUUUGCUCAGAGAUGAGUCCCCAUUACUUCUGAGUGAGUGCCUGUAACUUUGCUCAGAGAUAAGUCUCCUUUACUUCUGAGUGAGUGCAUGUAGUUCAUAGUUCCAGCAGACUUUGACAAUGAGUGUGAGUAAAGUGAGUGUGCAAAACUUUGCUCAGAGAUGGGUUAUCUUUACUUCUGAGUGAGUGCCUGUAACUUUGCUCAGAGAUGAGUUUCCUUUACUUCUGAGUGAGUGCCUGUAACUUUGCUCAGAGAUGAGUCUCAU